Molecule: messenger RNA, 2040 nt
Organism: Brienomyrus brachyistius
Lineage: Eukaryota; Metazoa; Chordata; Actinopteri; Osteoglossiformes; Mormyridae
Gene: fadd
Product: Fas (tnfrsf6)-associated via death domain
Exons: 3
Coding region: 72-698 (208 amino acids)
Biological process (GO): regulation of apoptotic process; signal transduction
Molecular function (GO): protein binding
Source: RefSeq, a predicted model, not a curated record
AGAUAUAAACCCAGUGUUAAUGUCGUCACUGCCUAGGUCAUGCCUCCAGUCACUGAAGUAACUAAUGAAAUAUGCGUACUGUGUCUUUAAAAGUAGUUUUUGAAGUGGGGAAGGUCGACAAGGAAGGCACAGAGAAGAUGGAUACAUUUGCCCCCGUGCUGUUACGAAUUUCUGAUGGUUUGAAAACAGAAAAUUUGGAAGCCAUGAAGUUCUUGUGUAGUGACAUUGGAAAGAAGAAGCUGGAGAAAGUCGACAAGGGGAUACAGCUUUUCCAGUACCUUCAAGAAAUGCAGAAGAUCGGAGUGGGAAACACACAGUAUCUCCGUUCCCUGCUGAAAAACAUUAAAAGGCCCGAUCUUGUCGAGAUACUGGACGAAUUUGAGAAGCAUGGUCCUGGGCCGCAGGAAGAUCUACCUGACGCUGCGGAGCGAGACAAACUGGAUAUUGCAACACAAGUUAUCGUUGAUAAUCUAGGAAAAGACUGGCGGAUGUAUGGGAGAAAACUUGGAAUAAAAGAUGCUAAACUGGAUCACAUAAGGGAGAAACACCAAUACAAUCUACACGAACAGGUCAUUGAGCUCAUCCAAGAAUGGAGGAAAAUGCGCGGAGCCAAAGCCAAGGCAGAAGAUUUAAUCCAAGCUCUUCGGAAGUGCAAUUUAAAUUUAACAGCUGAUCUCAUAGGACAGAAGCUUCUCUAAUGGGAGGAAGGGAUUUUUUUUUUUUUUUUUAUUUAAUCUUUUUGUAUUGUGAUCUUUCAUCUUCAUUUUUGUGCUCUUUGUAAAUGCAUCACCAGCCAAAUUUUACCAUGUUUUAUAAAAUUAGUUAUGAUGAUCUUUGAUUCUGGUACUUUUGUUGUCUCACUAUAAUAACAUGAAAAGUAAUAUAAAUUUGCUGCUUAUUUUGGUCAUUGGUUUUUAUUUUUUGAGUGAUAUUUAGGUCAGUAGCUGCCGGCUAGUCAAUUUUGUUUGCUGAUCUGCAGUCGUUAUGUUUUUUGGGAUAAGAAUAUACUGUUUCAUAUAAACUCCACUCCCCACGAACUUCUUCCCAAUCACUCGCCUAAAAAAUAAUAUAAUAUAAAUAUUAUAAUAGUUAUAUCUUGUCAGUUUAAUGUUUUUGUAACUUUUAGUUGGGCCUGGGGUUUGAAUCGGAUGAAGAUGCAUCUGAAAUUACUUUGAAUCCAGUUGCUUUAACUGGAAAAACGCAUCGCAUACGAUUGAAGUUGAUGCUUCUGGCCACGUUUUAAGUUUGCCUUCACAAGAUGCUUGUCACACAUCUGCCAACUGCCCUCCCCACCCCAACAUACUAAGAUAAAAUGCUAAAAAGCAUGAGGGAGUCCAUUGAGCCAGCUGAGCUAUAGGACAAAAUCAUUGUGUCAUUUUUGCAGUAUUUCACAGAAGUUAUGUGCAAUGGCAUUACGCUGGACGCCCAGUCGACACCAGGAUCAGUGUAGGUUAUGUGCCAAUGAAAAUAGAGUUCCCGUCUGGUGGAGCUGUAGUGUGAUCAUAUGUGAAUCAAGCAAAUGAAAUGGAUUUACUGGUGAGCAUCCAGAAAGUAACCUCAAUCUUUGGCUUGAAUUUAAUAUAUAUAUACUAUGAAAGUAAAUUUACACUGGAUUGUUAGCUAUGCAUGGUGCAUUUGAGUGAAAUGUUUGUGUUAGAUGCGAGUCAGAAGAGGUGUUUCAGAGAUUAUAUAAUUUUAAUAUGUGCUUCACUUGUUUUAUAAAUAAAUACAAAAAAAAAUCACAUAGGUCUUUAUUUUAAAAGUUGAUCGUUUUUCGCACUUUACAUCUCAUGUAAAAAUUAGCAUUACAUGUAUACUGUUAGUGUCAUUCAAAGGAAUGUAACUAAAUGUUAUACUUGUAAUACAUUUUCACUAAUGCAAAAAACAUGAAAGGUCACAACAGGCUGAAGACCAGGCCUUGUUUUGAUUCAGUGUCUAAAAAGUGCACCAAACAGAGAUAACAAUUUGCUUCUGAGGUCUGAACUCUAGAUUUUCUCUUUUCUAAAAAAAAAUAAAUAGCUUUGCAACCCAUACAAAGCA